Molecule: messenger RNA, 700 nt
Organism: Otolemur garnettii (small-eared galago)
Lineage: Eukaryota; Metazoa; Chordata; Mammalia; Primates; Galagidae
Gene: TAF12
Product: TATA-box binding protein associated factor 12
Exons: 4
Coding region: 17-256 (79 amino acids)
Biological process (GO): RNA polymerase II preinitiation complex assembly; DNA-templated transcription initiation
Cellular component (GO): transcription factor TFIID complex; SAGA complex; SLIK (SAGA-like) complex
Molecular function (GO): protein heterodimerization activity; TBP-class protein binding; DNA binding
Source: RefSeq, a predicted model, not a curated record
UGCUAGGAUUAUAAAAAUGCUACUGCAGAUUGCUGAUGAUUUUAUCGAGAGUGUGGUGACAGCAGCCUGCCAGCUUGCUCGGCAUCGCAAGUCCAGCACCUUGGAGGUAAAAGAUGUCCAGCUGCAUUUAGAGCGCCAGUGGAACAUGUGGAUCCCAGGAUUUGGCUCUGAAGAAAUCCGACCCUACAAAAGAGCUUGCACCACAGAAGCUCAUAAACAGAGAAUGGCAUUGAUCCGAAAAACAACGAAGAAAUAACACAUGGAAAGGUCAGGGAAUGGACAAAAAUGUAUUCGGAGAUACUUGAGCUGAGACCUCAGCCAUCUCAUCUUUGGAAUUUUUUUUUUAAUGCUUUACAGAGAAGCAUAUAUUUUUUAUUAACAGUGCAGCAAUAUCUAUAAUGACUGAGAGGAUCUGCCAAAAGAAUAAAGCCUCCUACCCCAACUUCCUGGCCUGUUUCCCUGCCGUCUCAAAGAGGAGCAGUGUAUCUUCCAGAGAAGAUUUUAUUUGUGGUUUAUUAUAUAAGUGAUUGAAUAUGGAACAAUGCAGUAUGAUCUUUUUGGCUGAGACAGUAUUAGCAAGAUUUAUAGAGGGUUUUAUUUCCUUCUCCCUUCCCCUGUUCCUUGUACUUUGUAAUGUCAGUGUUUAUAUGAAUAUGACUUUUCAUUUGCUUUUCCAGAAUAAAGAAGUUAUUAAUUGAAA